CAGAGCUGCACGGACUGAGGUGGCUGCCACCUGUCGCGGCGUGGUGGCCGACAACCGCCCACCAUUGACAUUGCCGGCCAUUGAAGAAAGCGCACAGCUGCUCAGGUUUGUAUAAGUGGAUGUCAAACUCUCGAUCCGGACCACCUUGGAAUCCGUGAUGGUUUCUGGAUUUGCCAGGUAUUAAUCUUCGCCUCCUCUAUUGCGUCAAAGGGAUACCUUACACUCAAAACACGCAGCGACGAUCAGCACCUGCACCUUGCGUCUUUGACUCCUGCCUUUUGUCUCUCCUCCACAGGACCUCAAGCCAGGGCCCGCUUCCCCGAAUUGAUUUCGGUCCCGAAUUUGGUCUCCACUUGACAAACAUUUGACACUUCCAGUGCCUUGGAAGGCGAGGCUUACACUUCCAUUACGGAUACAUCAGCCAGCCAACCACCAAACACCACCAAAAGGAAACCUUGGUGCAAGCCACCAACGACGACCUCAUCCCUACCCGCAUCCGUCCCACGACAAUCCAACACUAACAAAGACGGCACAUAGCACACAAGUCGACGCCUCAGCCACCGCGGGCAGCUCAAGAUUUGGUCCAAUUGGCUUUUCAAUUGGCUACCUCAACCCCCUACUUGCGUGGAGGGGUCCAGGGCUCCCAGACAGUCCAGACUCCAGGACGUUCAGGCACCUCUUGACAGGUUCAACCCACCGGAUCCGUGCGCCGCAGCUCUUUUCUUGCUGCCUCCCGGUCGAUGGUUUGGAGGUGGCCAGAGGUCACAAACAUUCUGCUCUCCCUGGUCCUCGCUACCAACGGGAUACUAAUACACCCUCUGGCACCUUCUUUGUCGCCGACCAAGCGUUUUCUCUCCCUCCUGCAACCACCCAUUUACUUCCCGCGCCUUACCAGAGGCCAAAGAUUGAGACAGACACGGAGAGGGAACAUCGACACAAUUCACAAUCGAGUAGUAACGAAUCCCGGUGUGCCCACGGCAAUCGGCCGCAAUCAACAGACCUGAAGAAUAGUCUUCGACAUGCAAUCCUCGCUGUCGCCCGAAGUCCCACCUGCCCCGGGGAGCACGCACAGCACACACAGCAACGGGUCCCCGAACCAUCUGGCCAUGGUGCCCGACUCCGAGUCACCAGUCGACCGCGACUCGCCAAACGCAUCCUCCUCGGCGACCAGUGAAUCCCGAUCCCAAGGGCAACAGCCUCCCGUUGUAGCGGUCCCCGCUGCAUGUCUCGCCUGCCGCAGCAAGCAUCUCAAGUGUGACGGCCAGAACCCGUGCUCGCGAUGCCUGGGCUCCCAGUCCGAGUGCGUCUACGUCGCUUCGCGGCGCGGCUACAAGGGCCCGAGGAGGAAUAAUACCGCCAAUCCGAACAAGAGAGCGCGGUCUUCUUCCCCCACUUCCACCGUAGGCGUCGGCGACAACAGCUGUCCAAUGCUACUUGGCGCAAACGGCACUUCAGUCCCCACGACGAUGCAGAACGGAAUGGCAUUUAAUACUCCGGGCGUCGUGCUCCCAGACACGCCCAGCACCACCUUUGCCGCGACGCCCAACUUUUCAAAUCUGCAGCUCUAUCGGUCUUUCGGUGCUGCCAUCGGCUUCAACUCGACCCAGCUGGCCCUGGGCCAAUCUCAGCCUGGUGUACCUGCGCAAGUCCCCGUGCCUACCUUGGCUGAGCGAUGUCUCGACUCCUUUUACCACCAUUUCUAUGCCUCGCACCCGUUUGCCCUACCUAAAGAAUGGCUGCUCCGUAUUAUGAGAGACACCAACAUGGAGCCUCUCCUGGCUGCCAUUCGGUGGGUUGGAGCUCUCUUCCUCGAUGUGGGGCCUGCGCGGGCUGGCUUCCUGGAUGAGGCAUUGCGUCUGGUCCAAGAUCCAACAACUCGGAGGGACGGCUUCUUUGUGCAAGCCCUGAUCCUUCUAAUCGUAGGCCUCGACGGCAGCUGUGAGCAGGAAAAGGCUCGAAAUUUGCUCGGUGACGCCGAGCGUAUCGCUCUCGAACUUGGACUGAAUACCCGUGAGUAUGCGACGCAGUAUGGGCGCGGUAUUCCCGUGCUGGAGGAGAGCUGGCGGAGGACGUGGUGGGACUUGUUCGUUGUAGACGGCAUGGUGGCUGGUGUUCAUCGGCAGACCAACUUUCUUCUGUUUGAUGUCCCGGCCGAUGCAGCCCUCCCGUGUGAGGAGCACCAGUAUUUGUCUGGGAGCAUCCCGCCACCCUUAACCCUGACGGACCUGGAAGAUCAAGACUUUUCUGGCGACGAUAGGCAGUUCUCCUCAUUCGCGUACCGCAUUCUCGCAGGCCGGAAUCUUGGAAAGUUCAUGCGCGUCCCGCCAAUAUACGGCCCUGAUGAUGAGAACCUCGGGCGCAUCGAGGCCCUCCUGACCAACUGGAGGCUUCAUUUGCCGCUUUCCAAGAGGGACGCCCUGAACCAGAAGCUGCAGUCGGAUGAGAUGAUUUUCCAGGCCAGCAUGAUGACCAACGCGACAUCCAUCAUGCUUCACCAACCGCACUCUCAACUGGACUCCUCGCCAACACGAUCUGUAACAUCUUGCGCACCGCACCGACCGGUUCCAUCCGGAGACUUGUUCAACUCGCACACAAAUCACACGAUUGCGUCGGCUGCCGAGAUCAGCAAAAUGAUCACCCACCGCGUCCCUCUCCUCUCGCACACGCACUUCUUCACGUGCGUAGUGACGCUAUCCUCGAUCGUCCACUUGAGCAAGUGGGCGCUCUUCUUCAUCCCACACGACGACGACGACCUGCGACAGCAGAUUCGGCUCAACAUUGGCGCCCUCAACAAGCUUUCGGCGGUGUGGAAGGCGGCAGGCAACGCUUCCGGGCAGGUCAAGGGCGUCGCGCAGGAGAUUUACCGGUCCAAGAAGGCGUCGCAGAUCAACCCGACGUACUGGCAGGGUUUCACGCAGGACGAGGUGAUGAACAGCAUUGCGGCGGACGAGACGAUUAUGAACGAUAUUGAGACUGGGUUGAGCGGGAUACCGAUGCCGCCUCUCGACAACCUCCCUAGCUAGAGCUCGGGGAGGUCUUUUGUGCGUGCGAAUAUAGGACUGGACAGCGUGGCGUGAUACGCGAUUUGUUGAUUUAUUGGCGAUAUAUACCAGCUCGGGAGGCACGCCGAGCAGUGGAGGGCGUUUGAAAGGAGUUCUCCGUGAGAGACAAAUCUGUCUUGUUUAUAUUGGCCUGGACGGCAUAUAUCUCUGCUCAGAAUACACAGGCGGCGGCAUGGGGCCGCCAUGGAUUGUCAAUAUCAUUCUAAUCUACAACCGGGAAAGCAUUGGAGCGCAUCCCAGGCUUCAGCAUCAGAGGUUAGCUGUGUGCAGAAUUUUGUCAUAUUUCGAGGUUCCCCAUGGCUCCUCAGUCGGAAGUUCAAUUUCAGAGGUCCCUACGCCCCC
This is a messenger RNA of Colletotrichum scovillei, 3404 nucleotides long. RefSeq lists its product as uncharacterized. Gene Ontology annotation, molecular function: DNA-binding transcription factor activity, RNA polymerase II-specific; zinc ion binding; DNA binding. Lineage: Eukaryota; Fungi; Ascomycota; Sordariomycetes; Glomerellales; Glomerellaceae. Gene Ontology annotation, biological process: regulation of DNA-templated transcription; DNA-templated transcription. The record is from RefSeq and is a predicted model, not a curated record. The transcript has 4 exons. Bases 1020 to 3023 code for a protein of 667 amino acids.